AUGCCUUACAACCAGAUAGAUGGGUCCAAGUGUUGGCGAAAAUCAAUGACGUUUAUUUCACCCCUUGAUUUUACGAAUCGUGGGAUAGGGUCGAUCAAAAAGAAUAUUCCUCCGGUUGAAAAGAAAAGAACGUCAAAAUACACUGAAAGCCAUGAGCCUUCUGUUAAAAUGCCUGACAUUGUCAUUGCUGUGCCUAAACUACAUAGCAAAGUAACUAGUCAAUAA
Molecule: messenger RNA, 225 nt
Organism: Morchella importuna
Lineage: Eukaryota; Fungi; Ascomycota; Pezizomycetes; Pezizales; Morchellaceae
Exons: 7
Coding region: 1-225 (74 amino acids)
Source: RefSeq, a predicted model, not a curated record